Messenger RNA from Pyrus x bretschneideri (Chinese white pear), 1409 nucleotides. RefSeq names its product probable carboxylesterase 15. The record is from RefSeq and is a predicted model, not a curated record. The coding region runs from base 54 to 1070 and encodes 338 amino acids. NCBI's taxonomy places the organism in Eukaryota, Viridiplantae, Streptophyta, Magnoliopsida, Rosales, Rosaceae. The transcript has a single exon. Gene Ontology annotation, molecular function: hydrolase activity.
AUUCCAACCUUUUUAUUUCUUGAUCAUAUUACAGUUGCCAUAUUGCCAUCACCAUGGUCAGUGAAAAUAAAAGGCUAGUUGAGGAGGUGUCUAGUUGGCUAAGAGUCUUCGACGAUGGCUCGGUCGAUCGGGAGUGGACUGGACCUCCCGAGAUUCAGUUCAUGGUGGAGCCCGUGCCAGCCCACGAUGAAUUUGUUGACGGCAUUUCCACAAAAGAUGUUGUUGCCGACAAAUCAUCCGGCCUUCGCGUCCGAAUUUAUUUACCGAAGCGAAAGCCGGAGGGUUAUGACACCAAGCUACCAAUAAUCCUCCAUUUCCACGGGGGUGGCUUUUGCAUAAGUCAAGCUGAUUGGUACAUGUACUACCACAUAUACACUAAGCUAUCUCGCUCCACGAAUGCCAUUGUAGUCUCUGUAUAUCAGAGGCUCGCACCGGAGCACCGUCUCCCGGCUGCCAUUGAGGACGGCUAUUCCGCUCUCCUUUGGCUCCGGUCAUUGGCUCGAGGGGAGCAAAACGAGCCACUCCUAAGCCAUGCAGACUAUAACCGUGUGUUUCUUAUUGGAGAUAGCUCCGGAGGAAACAUUGUCCACCACGUGGUGGCUCAAGCGGGGACUGCGGAUCUGAGUCCCUUAAGACUUGCCGGCGGGAUUCCAAUCCACCCCGGUUUCGUGCGAGCGGAGCGGAGUAAGUCGGAGUUGGAGCAGCCUCAGUCACCUCUCCUUACCCUAGACAUGGUGGACAAGUUCUUAGGGUUAGCCGUUCCAACGGGGUCCACCAAGAACCAUCCCAUAACUUGUCCGAUGGGUCCCGAGGCCCCACCGUUGGAUAAUCUGAAGCUUCCGCCGUUUCUUCUCUGCGUUGCUUCCAUGGACUUGAUCAUAGACACGCAAAUGGAGUACUUUGAGGCCAUGAAGAAGGCCAACAAGGAUGUGGAGCUUCUAAUCAACGAGGGGGUGACUCAUAGCUUUUAUCUGAACAAGAUUGCUGUCGACGCGGACGCGGAAACAGCCGCAGAAACUGAGCGUCUGAUUGCAGGGAUCAAACAGUUUAUCAAGAACCAUUAUGAUUGAAGGACUUGGCCUUCUCAGUUUUUAUAUAAUUUUGGGUUUUGGUAUCGAUUUUAUUUUAUUUUAUUUUUGUUCUUCUGGUGAAUGCAAGAGACAGUUGGUGUGCCACACAUGUUUUUUAGAUCCGCAUACAAAAGUGAGGGAUCCCAUGGAUAGAUGAUGAGAUAUAUCUUGUUGGAACAUUAUCGGCUUCUAAGUUUUUUUUUUUUCUUCUUUUUUCUUUACAGAAGUGUUUACUACCCCAAAGAGUGUCUUACGUUCUUUUUCUUUAUUGUUAUGCCUUCUGAUUGCUUUCAGACUGCGAAUGUCUUCAAUAAAAUUACCGAUAUGUUCAUGUUCUCA